This is a messenger RNA of Dreissena polymorpha, 934 nucleotides long. RefSeq lists its product as uncharacterized. The record is from RefSeq and is a predicted model, not a curated record. Lineage: Eukaryota; Metazoa; Mollusca; Bivalvia; Myida; Dreissenidae. The transcript is spliced from 6 exons. The coding region runs from base 137 to 823 and encodes 228 amino acids.
UGACGCUGUCUUAUAAAUUAAAGAUAAAGAUCAAAACUCGAUCUUAAAGCCCAGAUAAACGUGAAACAGCCUUUUUGAUAGGAAACCGUCUAGAGCACAAGUACACUGUGAACGUACGUCACGACUUACGGCAAGGAUGCCAGAGAAUAUUCCCAGACCGUCCAUAUGCACAGUGGUGCUGAAGUGGGUGAGCAGCGUCUUGUUCGGACUCGUCCUCCUUGUCUGCGUUAUUGAAAGCAAGCUUUGCAUUCUGGCCAUCAGCAACAAAAUGAGAAAUACUUCUGAAAUGAGAUACGUUCGCUUUGUUAUGCUAUUUCUUGUCGUGCUCGUGCCGAGCGUAUUGAACUUGAUACGGGGCUUCUGGCGAGGAGCCUUCCGGAAAGAUAAACCCUGGCCACGGAAACCCGUAUUACUAGUGGGCUUCUUAGUUAGCAUAUUGGAAGCUUUAGGCCUGUGCCUAUUUGUGUUCCACAUCCCUGGCAUCAAAGGCAUGGACCAACCGUGUAUGGUGAUCCUGGUCAUGAACGCUGUCCAUCUCUGUCCAGCCCUCUACAAAAUGUGGCAAGCCAGGAAGGGCAGACUGCGUAAUACAUUCGCCAUCAUAGCCCUUCUUGAUUUUGUCGGCAUUACCAUCUGGCUUCUACUAGAGAAUAUCAAAGUCACGGAUGGUUGGUGGUUGCUAGUGGCAGUAGUGGUUCUAUCGAUCGCAUGGACUUCGUAUGUACAGGAACAACUUGUUGAGCCGCCGAGAUGUACACAGACACAUAAUUCCUUUUUUUUGUGUGAUUACUUGCAAGACGGACAAAAAGGAAGGAAACUCUAACCAAAAUACGGAAAAUAGGGCAGACAACAGAACACAGACGGAAACUGACGACUCAAGCCGAAAAGAGUCUACAACGUGGAAGUUGACAAUCUACAUGUCCUUUCUUAAAAU